Molecule: messenger RNA, 5578 nt
Organism: Lytechinus pictus (painted urchin)
Lineage: Eukaryota; Metazoa; Echinodermata; Echinoidea; Temnopleuroida; Toxopneustidae
Product: alpha-N-acetylgalactosaminide alpha-2,6-sialyltransferase 1-like
Exons: 8
Coding region: 435-1634 (399 amino acids)
Molecular function (GO): sialyltransferase activity
Source: RefSeq, a predicted model, not a curated record
ACACUUUGCAUUUAAUAUGCACUUGAUCGAUAAACCAAGGCUAGCUAGGGUCUGUGACCGUGGUGCAGGGUCUGGAGCCCCGCGAGCCUGGGGCCGGCGCGGCGGAGCUAGCUGCCGUAUGGUGCUUCGAGAUGCAAUGACGCCGCGCUAGAGUGAGUGCAAAGACUGGUAUGGUAACAACUCUAGUAUCAGGGCAUAGUGAAGAAACUAGAAAAGAGUCAGAUCAAUCUGGAUGUCUAACGAGGAGGGGAGGGGAAGAAGAACUGUUCGUGUAAAGUGAAUGAAUGAAGAGACGCCAGAGACAAAAAUUGGUAGCUUGAAAAGCCUUGAAUAGGAUCACAAGACUCAAGAGCAGAGACAGAGUCAGAGAUUCAGUCCCAAAUGCGUCAUUUUGUGUUAAUAUUCAAUCUGGAAUGAAAUACAUGUAAGCAGAUAUGAUGCGUUUCCCCAAGAAAGCAUUUGUAAAGCUGCUUCCCAUUCUUGUUGGGGCUUCAGUAGGCGCUUUUGUGUAUAUUGCCCAGAAUAAAUCUGAUGAACCGUAUAAGAGAGACAGAUUUUCUGGUGAUGAUUUAGCUGAAUCUCAUUUAGCUGACUUAGAACAUGAUGUUUCAUUCUUGGGAAAGGAGCAUCAAUUGGAUCAUCUCUUCAAUGAAUUUAAGGAGCAGAAAUCAAGAUUAAAAAAUCUUCAUCCUUACAUCACCGUUGCUCCUAAUAACACUGAGCUGUCUUUCAGGAUGAAUCCAAAAUUUAAAUUUUCUUCAUGUCCAUAUUCUCUGCAAGGCAAACUCCAAGAGUCCCAAUGGGCCUCCCGGUAUUAUCACCCAACCAUACAGAUGACCAUGACAGAUGACAAUAUUAACCAGGAAGAAUAUGAACGCAUGAAAACGUAUCAUAUGCCGUUUGGAUUCCAUUAUAAAAAUGAGCUCACGUUUGAUGAACUCUCAAAAACUUUGAAACUAUUUUCUAAUGAGGAAUCUAUAUUAGGAUUUGAGAGUACUGAAAGACCUCGAUGUGUGAGCUGUGCAAUCGUAGGAAAUGGAGGAAUACUGAACGGAUCUGGCAUGGGAAAGGAAAUUGAUAACCAUGACAUGAUUUUCAGAGUGAAUCACUGCAUCAGGAGAGGCUAUGAACGUGAUGUUGGUACCCGGUCAACUCACUAUGUAUUCAUGGACAGAUCCCUCAUUCACACACAACAGUCUGAUAUACCUAAAGACAAGGGUAUCAAGUGGAUCUUCCUGCCGUGUAGAAUAAAUGAUUAUCAUUACAUCUCAGAAGUUGCCAAAGGAACCAAUCCUAAACAGAAGCUGAAAGCUAAUGCUGCAGACAUCAGGCUUCUGCAUCCAGAUUUCGUCAGAUAUAUUCACAAAAUAUGGAUGCGGACCAAGUCUUUCCGUCCAAGUACCGGUGCCAUGAUGUUCAUGACUGCUCUUCAUAGUGGAUGUGAUUCUCUUAGUGUGUAUGGUAUGGGAUUCAAUGCUAAGUACACGGAACACUACUAUGAUAAAACAUUCAGUGUGUACAAGAACGUGAAAGGAAGCCAUGAUUUUGCCAGAGAGAUCGAGAUUAUGAAGGAAUUAGACAAAGCUGGUGUUAUUAAAUGGUACAAGAGAGAUGUACCCGAAUUCCUAUCAUAGCAAACUGAUGCUAUGAUACAGGUCACAUGCUAAUUAUUUGCCUUUUUAGUCUUUUCAAUUUGAAUAUAUAUUUAUGAUCUGUCACACUGAAAUCCCAUUCAUGAUGAAAUACAGGUAUUUUGUUUUUGAAUGUCAAUUUGUUAUAUUCUCUGCAGAUUUGAUGUUGAAGAGAAGAAUAUAUGCCAUGUGUAUGUUUACAUAUUGGGAGAAAGAUGAAAGUACUUCUAAAAAUGUUGAUAUAUGGGUCAUUUCAUCAGUUUGGGGGCAGAUGUCCAUGGAACAGAGAUAUCAACCAUUUGAUUUCAUAAUGAAUAUCAAUUCUGAUUUGGAUAAGUUUUUAUGUGCCUAUGUGAGGUGAGUCUCCUACCAUAGUAAUUCCUCUUUUGAUUUGAAAGAUACUGAUUAUGGAUUUGUUGAAGUUCAAAUUUUUUAACAAUGUUACAUGGAUACCACAUUUUCAUAUUAUCAACAAUAUACUCUCUGUUCUGAUCUUGCAAUACAUUAUGGUAUUUGAUUAGUACAUCUUAGUGGGACACCAAAUUUUACCAGAAGUAAUUAUUGGCAGAUAUUUGCUUUGAUUAUUAGUUCUGGUAUAUCACAAACAUGGCUCCAACCAAAUGAAAUAACCAAUAUAACAAUAUGUAUGAAAUUUUCAUAUUUAUUACAUAUUAAUUUUCAAACAAAUUAAAAAUGUACUAAUCACCAUAGUUCACAGAAAUAUAUCUACCUCAAAAAAAUAUAAAGGAAUUCUCUUUAUUUGGGUUAUAAUGAGAGUUAAGAUGGCUAAUACUCUCCUGAAACAAGAAUGCUGUUACAACGUAUAUCAUGGGAAAAUAUACAGGUAUGUUGUAUUACAGUCAAUGUGCUUUAUGAUCGAUCAAUGAUAGAGUACUGAAAAUUGCUACAGUAGGGCAAUUCCAAAAUAUGUAGGACCUUAAUGAAAUUUUCUGUCUCUGAUUUCUUGUUCUUUUGACAGUCUGUAAUCAGUGUAAUGUUCUCAAGGACCGUGACUUGGUCAGUUUAUGAAGUGAAGUAAGAAUUGAGAACAAUGGCAGUUGGACAUACAAAAAAGGUUGAUCAUUUUAUGGAAUUGCCCAGCAGUAUCUUGAAGUACCGGUAGUGCUAUUUGCAGUGAAUGUUUAUUGUCUAUGAUACAGAAUAAAAUGAAAUGAAAUAUUUUGUACAGUGACUGAAGCACAUUAAAAAGAACAAUAUAUUGAAAUAGAUGUUAAUGGGAAAUCCAACUUCUAACUUCAAUUUAUUAGGAAUUUGUGUUUUUCAUCAUAGCAUAUUUUCUUUUUGGGAUACAGUAGUAAUCUAAAUAUGACAUAUAUAUAAAUUGUUAUAUACACACUAUAAAAAAAUUAUCAGUCUUUUACCAACAUUAAUACAAAGCUGAUAUUUCAUUAAAUGCUUGAAUUUGUGCAAUGGAGAUAUUGUCCCCCCCCCCACCCUACCACUACAUCAAAAUGACAUUACCUACAUUUAUGUAGUCAUUAUGUAGUCUAUUUGAAAUAAUGUCAUAGUGAUUGCAUUUUUUUUUUAGAUUUCAUAACCUUUUUUUAAUUCAGAUAUCAAAAUUUCAUCUAGAUCCACUUUUCUGAUUUUCUAUGGACCUAUUAACUAUUCUAGGCUUUGCUUAGAGACCACCCCACUCUCGUCGGCAAUGGGUUGAAACAACUCUUGCCAUUUGGGUUGGUUUUCCCCAUUAUCAACAUUACACACGCAUAUUUGCACAGACAUAAUGAUAAGGGCUGAACAAAGGAAUUUGGACAGGUUGGUGGAUUUUCUGGAAGAUUACAAUAUAUGGUGCUGACUGUAUAAAAGUAAUAAAUGUAAUUAUAAUUUAUGAUAUGAAAACUUCUGUACGUUUUGCUGUCGUCGACACUGCAAGUUUCUUUUUUAAGUGCAAAUGCUAUUGGAAUUGAUACAGAUUUUAUGUUGCAAUUUUAUGAAUACUCUCAUUUAUUCAGAGUGCUUCCAGUAGAUGUGUGUAGAUAGUUAGCUUUGUUACCUUGGGAUUGGUCUGCGACUCAAUUUUGGAAUAAAACGUAGUAGAAUUUGAUGCUAAUAUUGAGACUUGGAAUAUCUUACUGUGUAAUGAUCCAAAUCAUUGUACGAAUACCUAUGAUCAAAUCUGUGACUAUGCUAUCAUCUAUCUUAGAAUAAAAGCAAAUUUAAUAUCUAGUCGUAAUGACGUCAUAGUAGUCGUACAAUUGGCUACGAUUUGAAACUAAUUUGGCCUUUACUCCAAAAUAAAGGCUUAAAAUCUUACAAAAUGGUUAUAUUAGUAUUCUUUCAAUUAAUUUUAAUCUCAAAUGAAAUGGUAUGUUCCAUUCACAUUUUCAGAAAAUGAGCAAAAUGCGAUUUUUUUUUUUCCAAAAUUGGAUCGCGAACAGUCCUAGUAUGCACAUUAUGGAAUCAAUACUGCACACUACCAGCAUUUAAGAGAAAGCUUUGAAAUAUAUGUUUAUGAACAGGCAGAACGGCUAUGACAUUAUACAGUAAAAGAAAAAAAAAAUCAGCAUUCGGUUUCUUGCAAUUUGAAUACAGAUUUAUUGCGAUUAAUUAUAUGAUAUAGUUCUCAUGAAGAAGCCUAUAUCUGAUUGCCCGACCCAUGGGUGGAUCUAGGGUUCAUAAAUUGUUAAAAGCCCCCAAAAUAGUUAUCACAACAACAUCUCAUGUACCUCAAAAGAAAAUACCAUUACCAAUCUAAGGAGUGGGAGCCUUGGUUCUUUUUUUCUACAUUGCCGGAUCUAUCACCGGCCAUAGCAAUUCAUGAUGGUUGUAAUUUACUUGUGAAAUAAAUACUUUUCUCAGUUCAGUUCAACUUCAAGAUUCGCCUAAUGUUCGAGGUUCCGAUAACGGUACUGCCUCAAAGACACACAGGCUGUUACAGUGUAUACAGAUGUAGUAAGAAGUUCUGUGUUAUGUAUGAAGAGAAAUCUAGAAACUCAAUUGAUUUAGGUAGGUGGAUGUCUCCUUCUCAUUUCUCUUAUUGGUUUUACACACAUGACAAAAUGUUUCACUGAUGAACCCAUUUGAGAGGCCAUGUGCCCAGAUGUACUCUCUCACAUCCCUGGUAUAACUGAUCAGCAAUACAUGCAUAUUACUUUGUAAAAUCCCAAUUAUGAUACUUAUGAAAUAUACUUAAGAAUGUAGCCAAUGAGAUUCACUUUGAAUGAGUCGUGUGUGGUUGAUUUUAUUUUUUCACUAUGUGCCAGAUUGCAAAAAAGUGCACAGCAAAAAGUAUAGCAUGCAUUGAGCAGGAUAUCUGUUAGGCAUACAAAUCUAGUUCAUGAUGAUAUGCCCAUGGUUUUGUAGGUUAGUGCCAUAGGAAGAAGGAUGUACAAUGCUUGGUAAAUAAUGCGCGGGUUUAAGAGUUUGUCAGGCGAGUGGUGGUGCAGGCACUUCAGGUAGUUACAAUAUUGAAAAUUGAAAAAAGAAUGAAUUGAUGGCUGCAUCACCUCUUUACACAGUGUACUCUUACAUGUGCAUUAUUUGUUUGAUAAUGAGUAUGGUACCAAUAUCCUGAAUGUCAGAGUGCAUCUUACUUUAUUAGGAGUAGUCUUGUACAUGCAUUAUGUACUUGAAAAUUAUAGCAAUACGUGUGGGGCAAAUAUAAAAACGAUAUUGGACAAAUAUGAUACUUCAUUGGAUGAAUUUUGAAAGAAUAUUGGACAAUUUUAUGAGAAAAAAUAUCAAAUGUUGAAAAAUCCCCCAAAAUUGCCAUCAAGACAUGUAAGAUGGUGCAAAAUCUAAAAUGUAAUUUUUUUUAAGGAGUGCAAUAGUUGUUUAUAAGAUUUUAGAACUUUAAUGCCUUGGCUAAUGGCCUUCUUCCUAAAGAGAAUGUUUGUGCAACCAUGGUUGAGCAGAAAAUAGUGGUACAUGUAUUUUUUUCAUAUUAGAUUAGAUUAAAAUUCAAUUCAACAUUUAUUUCCAAA